CCGUCUCUGCUAAAUAAUCUCUGUUGGGUUGGCCUCCAUCACAGAAGUUUCCUCCAUGUUUGCGCCUCUUCUCGACUUUACCUCAGAUCACAACUUACCAGAUCAUGUGUCGGGAAAAUAGACAUCAUAACCUAUAGACGCCAACCAAGCUCAGCUGGUAUAAAGAGUCUCAAUAUAAGUCUGUUUUUGGUGUUUAUCGUCGGUGUCGGUCGGUUUGGCUGCGAUUCUGAUUCGCCAAACGGAGAGUUUUAAAAACUCAGCUAUUCAGAUGUAUCAAAACAGAUGAUACUGAACUCUACAGCAACAUGAAAAUAUUAUCGCUCUUUUUAUUCUUACUCUUGAACGGUGUGUUUGGUGAUGAGUCAGUUUUUGUGAUGACGGGAGAUUCUGUCACUCUACACACUCAUGUAGACAGAUAUAAUGACUAUCAUUUACUGAGAUGGCAUUUCAAUGGUGCACGCAUAGCUCAAAUGAAUCCAUAUGCUGGUGUUCAGAUAUUCAGAGAGAGAAUUCAGUUGAACGACCAGACUGGAGAUCUCACCAUAACAAACAUGAGAACCACAGAUGCUGGACUUUAUGAACUAAAUAUCUUAAGUGGCUAUGGCAUAAAUACAAGGAUUUUCACAGUUACUGUUUCAGAUGGUGUGUCUAGGGCUGAAACAAAUGAAAUGAAGACAAUUCAAGAUGGAGUGAAAACUAUAAAAGUAAAGACUGGAAAUUCUGUCAAAUUAGACACUGGUGUUACCGAAGUACAAACAUGUGGUCUGAUACAGUGGAAGAUGGUAGAGCUGGGUAACUCCUCUGACCCAUUCAUUCUUCUAGCUAGAAUGAAUAAAACGAACAACAAGGAACCAUCAAAUGGUGGUGUUAGGACAUACAGAGCAAGACUGCAGCUGGACCAUCAGACUGGAGAUCUCAUCAUCACAAACACUAGAACCACAGACACUGGAGUUUACAAACUAGAAAUCACUGACAGCAGAAAUAAGAUCUCCAAGGCAUUCAUUGUUACUGUCAGUGAAAACAGAGAUGAUGAGUCGGAGGAUAUAAACUUGCAUCUGAUGAGAGACGCCUGACAACACUAAUGUAUAGAGACUUACACCGAACAGCCACAACAUUAAAACCGCCUGCCUAACAUCAUGUAGGUCCCCCUCGUGCCGCUAAAACAGCUGUGACCCUUCGAGGCAUGGACUCCACAAGACCUCUGAAGGUGUCCUGUGGUAUCUGGCACCAAGACGUUAGCAGCAGAUCCUUUAAUUCCUGUAAGUUGCGAGGUGGUUCCUCCAUGGAUCGGACUUGUUGGUCCAGCACAUCUCAUAUAUGCUCAAUCAGAUUGAGAUCUGGAGAAUUUGAAGGCCAAGUCAACAUCAUCCAUUGGAUGCUGCACACUGGUUGUGGCUGAGGAGAGUCCCCUAUUCACUGUGUAAAGCGCUUUGAGUGUAGUGUCAUAAAAGCGCUAUAUAAAUGUAACAUUCAUUCAUUCAACACCUUGAACUCUUUGUCAUGUUCCUCAAACCAUUCCUGAACAAUUUUUGCAGUGUGGCUGGGUGCAUUAUCCUGCUGAAAGAGGCCACUGCCAUCAGAGAAUACCAUUGCCAUGAAGGGGUGUUCGUGGUCUGCAACACUCUUUAGGUAGGUGGUACGUGUCUAAGUAACAUCCACAUGAAUGCCAGGACCCAAGGUUUCCCAGCAGAAUAUUGCCCAGAGCAUCACACUAGGGAUGCACUGAUCCGAUACCUGGAUCAGUUUGACUGACGUUUUUAAACGGAUCGGGUAUCGAUCCGACGAGCCCGAUCCAAAUCCGAUACUGUGUGUUAGUCAUGUUCGUUAAUGUCAAGCUUAAAAAUUACAAAAGAACCAUAAAAACACCAUUUAAGUAGUUCAUAUGACUUGUGCAUUUUAUUCAAAGCCACCAUAAGACGUGUGAUAGCUCUGUGACUCACAAAAGGCUGUGUUUAAUAAGUAAAUAUAUAAAAUGCACACGCAGCUCCAGCGCGUUUUUGAAUGGCGCUGCUGUUUACACACACGCACGCCUAUUUUUAGCGUUCACAGCGGUGCGCAAUAUUUGAACGCUACUCACGAACAACAUCUCGGAUGUAGAUGCUCAAUAGUUCGGUUCACUUAUAAUAUGCAUUUAGAAUGGCACUGGAGGUGCCUUUUUACCAGAAUUUGAAUAAGCAUCAAAUUAAACUACUGUGAACAUUCCUACAAACGGGACACAUACAGGAGUUCCUGGAGAGUUCAGAAUGUCAAAGUAAAAGCAUGAGUGUUUAAAAGUUAAAGGUGUCAUGGAGGCAGAGAUAUGAACUCAGUAGCAGGGUUUAUUGAACAGAUGAUUGAAACAGUGAUGUAAACAUUGUGUAAAUUCAGCAGGUGGCAAACAGCAGGUGAGUAAUAUCCAGACAGGGUAUAGACACGAUGAACAGAUAACUCACCACAGUCUUAUGAUACUUGCGGGCAAUAAUGAAGACACAGGUAUGUUUGACAUAGUAGAAAGGUCUGGGGUCUCAGAGAUACUAUCGAUGAGAAUAGACAAAGAGUGUGUGUGAAAGCGGGGUAUAUAUGCAGUCCUUGAUUAGCCACUAAUGAUAUGCAGGUGCGUGUAAUCAGAACUCAGGGGAGAGUGAGCGAGCGAGGCAGUGAGGAAGAAAGAGAGAGAGAGAGACCGGUGGAUCCGUGACAAAAGGUGCACGAUUGAGAUAUAUUACUAUAUAUUACUAUUAUAAUAUUUAAGUUGAAUGGGUUCCAAAAAAUAAUUUUGUGACUGAAGUGGACUGAUGUCUUACAACUAAAUUGAACAAAAAAGAGAUCUGAAUCCUUUAAAGUCCAAAUUCAAGUUGAAAAUAUUUUGCAAAAAAAAAAAAAAACGGCUUCUUUUCUACUGAAGACAUGAAGACUGGAAUUACUGUUAAUUUUGCUGCUACAUUAUCCAGUAUACUAGUUAAUAAUAAAGUGUUUCUUAAUAAGCUGUACAUUUAUAUUGAAAUAAUGUGUAGUUAGAGGUUUGUGUUUCUUUACAUAUUAAAGAGUACUCCCAAUUAGUUCCACACAAUAAUGUAAAGAUAUUCUAAACUGAUUAUGCAAAAAAACAACACUGGUAUCGGAUCGGGAUCGGCCGAUACUGAGAUUUCCGAUAUCGGAUCGGAAGAGAAAAAGUGCUAUCGGUGCUGGCCUGCCUUCUUCCCAUGGUGCAUCCUGCUGCCAUCUCUUCCCCAGGUAAACGAUGCGCACGCACCCUGCCGUGCACAUGAUCUAAAAGAAAGCGUGAUUCAUCAGACCAGGCCACCUUCUUCCAUUGCUUGAUGGUUCAGUUCUGACGCUCACGUGCCCAUUGUAGGCGCUUUCAGCGAUGGACAGGGGUCAGCAUGGGCACUCAGAUCGGUCUGCGGCUACGCAGCCCCAUACGCAGCAAGCUGCAAUGCACUGUGUGUUCUGACGCCUUUCUAUUAUGGCCAGAAUUAAGUUUUUCAGCAAUUAGCGCUACAGCAGCUCUUCUGUGGGAUCGGACCAGAUGGGCUAGCCUUCGUUCCCCACGUGCAUCAAUGAGCCUUGGGCACCCAUUGGUUCACCUGUUGUCCUUCCUUCUACAACUUUUGGUAGGUACUAGCCACUGCAUACCGGAAACACCCCACAAGACCUGCCAUUUUGGAGAUGCUCUGACCCAAUCUUCUAGCCAUCACAAUUUGGCCCCUGUCAAAGUUGCUCAGAUCCUUACGCUUGCCCAUUUUUCCUGCUUCCAACACAUGAAAUUCAAGAACUGACUGUUCACUUGCUGCCUCAUAUAUCCCAACCCUUCACAGGUGCCAUUGUAAUGAGAUAAUCAAUGUUAUUCAAUUCACCUGUCAGUGGUUUUAAUGUUGUGGCUGUAUAAUGAACAUUGCCCCCAUAUGAAAUUACAACAUACUGUAUUUAUACUUGUAUAAGAAACUAAAAAUCAACACCUGUACUGUGUACCUGUGAAACAUAGGAAUGUUUUGAUUUGCCAUGAACAUGUAUAAUUUAUUGUACACUGAUGGAACAUGAUGCAGUUUGCACUGAUCAACCUUGAUCUUUUCUAUCCUUGUAAAUAUUAGCUUUCAGAUGUUACAUUAUAUUUUGCAUUACCUGAUGCAGAUGUAACACUAUCAGUAUGACAGUCAUUUUUGAACUGCAAGCUUUAAAGUGUCAUAAAACAUUACAACGUUUUUCAGACAUUAUUUGUUGUGUAAAGUACGUUACGCAAGAUGGAAGGCAAUGUAAACAUGCAUUAUUUCUACAUUUGAAGAGAUGGUGGUUAAUUCAGAACAUUUUUGGACUAAAUUCUUAGUCAUUUGGGAUUUGGUUUUAUCCAAAGCGACUUCAAUUGCAUUCAAGCUAGGCUAUAUUUUUUUAUCCAUACGUUCAAUGGAACUUGAUGGCUUUACAUUUUAAAUAUAACUUAAAAUGAAUAUAAAAAUAUCUUAUGAGAAAUGUCAUGCAUGUCUGUCUACAUAUGAACUGACAGUAAGAACAGGUAAAUGUGAUUGUUUAAUGAUGAAUUCUGAGCACAGUGUGCGCUGAAUUCAAAGUGACUGAUUUUGGGACUUCUUGGGGCCCUGGAUGCAGUUCUAAAUCAUAUUGAUGUCUGAUAAUUACUGCCCUCUAGGGGAUAGAUGGUGUUAAGUUUAUGCUAAGUUAAAGUCGGCAUGAAAUGGACAUUGUGUUUAAAUACUUCCGUAUUGUGAUGUAUUUCCGAGCUUAUCAAAUAAGAAAAAUGUAGGGCGGGGAUUUCAGUUUAUCCAUUGGUUAUUGAUUGGAUUGUGAAAAUAUUGGUGGUGCAUAGCGGAACGGAGGCAGAUAUGAAUGUGAGUUUGCAGCGGACACACACACCCCUACCACCAUGCUGCUCGAGUCAGAGCUGGUUAUCGGUGAAUUGAUCAGCGAUCUGAACACAAUUAUGAUCAAACUGACAACAUAAACACACGAGCACAUCACGGUCUUUGCUUAAGAAGAGGCUUUAGCCAUAGAAAAUCGAGUAAAAGAUAAUCAUAUUUUAACAUUUUUAAUCACAAUACACUAAAUAUAAAGGAAAAACACAACUCGUGCUGUGCAUCCCAAGAUAACUGCAUUCAAAAAUAUAAACUCCAGAGUCAUCUGAAGUGUUGUAUUCAUUAGUGAUCAUCUCAGCAAUUCAGGCGUGAAAUAUCUCGAACACAGCCACGAAUUCAACGUUAUUCCAACUCAUUCGAGAUGUAAAUUCAAACCAGCUGACCCGUAACUAAGGAAGUUUGGGUUAAGGAACGAUAGUUUUGAAGGAAAACAGAUGAAAAUACACCUUGCUAUAUUUCCCAACCAGCGACUGAUGUUUCGUUCAACUCUACGCAAGGUUGUGGUAUUUAUAAGAAAGGGGCGGGGCUUAAGUGGACUAAAUAACAGGAGAAGUCCUGCACAUGUCAAGAUGGAGUUAUUAUAUUUUGAUUAAAGAUUACAAGGUCAAAAGAAAACAAAAUAAGAUCAAUAACAUGCAUUUAGAAAAUAGAUAGGGUGAAUUUUCAUUUCAUGCUGACUUUAAGCUAUGCUGAGUUAAAUAUCUGUUUAAAGAAAGUGAGAGAAUGCAUUUUUUAAAGCAUAUUUAAAUUACACAAUGAAUAAAUUUUUAAACAAUUUAAU
Messenger RNA from Myxocyprinus asiaticus (Chinese sucker), 5625 nucleotides. RefSeq lists its product as uncharacterized. The transcript is spliced from 4 exons. The record is from RefSeq and is a predicted model, not a curated record. NCBI's taxonomy places the organism in Eukaryota, Metazoa, Chordata, Actinopteri, Cypriniformes, Catostomidae. The coding region runs from base 306 to 1073 and encodes 255 amino acids.